AUGCAGUCCCCUAAACUCCUUUCCGUUGCCUUUCCGAGUCUGAGAUGUCUCAGGCCGCCACUCCCAUCGACUGGACCAAACUUUGGUCCAGUCACCAAAGUUCCCGAAGCAUCCAAAAAAUUUAUCCUCGAACGCUAUGGUACCUACUGGUCGGACUCCGAGGGGUCAGUCAAAACACGCCCACUCCCCGCGACCAUCGACGACCUUGCAAAGAUGUUUCACGAAUGCAAAUUCUUUGGCUACAUGACACCUGAAAUUUGCGCGCUCCUUCUCGACAUCAGCGAGUUUGGGCUUGCCGAACACCGCCCUACUAAUACAAUCAUUGGUCUUCCAGUAGGCCCGCGCUUCUACAUGAAGUUUCUGGAGCAGAUUUGGUUCAUCCUCUUCGUGCCAAGAUACAGGUACGGGAUCAGCGGCUACAGCCCAGACAUACCAUACACUGACGACUGGUUUGAAGAAGCGGGGAUUGCGCGUGACAAAGCAUUGGCUGAGGACUACGACCCGAAGCUCUGUAAGGAGGUCAGUCGGAUUGGAACGGCUGGGGUAGAAUUUCACAAAGAGGUGGCUGGGUGGCAGGGCUCUACGCUGCAAAGUGACCUGGAGUUCUCACAGCUAGCGAAGGCAAUCAUGGGACUUCCAGCUAAACACCCGGCGCGUGUGGAGAUGAUACGAGGCAUAUUUUCUCGGUGA
Messenger RNA from Laccaria bicolor S238N-H82, 690 nucleotides. RefSeq lists its product as uncharacterized. The transcript has a single exon. The coding region runs from base 1 to 690 and encodes 229 amino acids. The record is from RefSeq and is a predicted model, not a curated record. NCBI's taxonomy places the organism in Eukaryota, Fungi, Basidiomycota, Agaricomycetes, Agaricales, Hydnangiaceae.